ACGGUGCCGUCCGCCAGGACACGCUCAGCCCCGGACACGCUCGGCUCUGCACCCCUGAGACGAGCACCAAGAGGAGACAGCGGCGAGCGGGGCAAAGGCCACCCAGCACCGGCAGGGGAGACCGACCGGUGCCGCGCAGGGACACGUACUCAGUCUGACUCGGGCUGGCACUGGUGGCUAGGAAUGUCGUCCUGGACGAGGUGGCAUGGGCCCGCCAUGGCGCAGCUCUGGGGCUUCUGCUGGCUGAUCGUGGGCUUCUGGAGGGCCGCUCUUGCCUGUCCCACAUCCUGCAAAUGCAGCGCCUCUCGGAUCUGGUGCAGCGACCCUUUUCCUGGCAUCGUGGCAUUUCCGAGGCUGGAGUCUACCAGUGCAGACCCCGAGAACAUCACCGAAAUUUACAUUGCAAAUCAGAAAAGAUUAGAAAUCAUCAACGAAGAUGAUAUUGAAGCUUAUGUGGGACUGAAAAACCUGACCAUUGUGGAUUCCGGAUUGAAAUUUGUAGCUCAUAAAGCAUUUCUGAAAAACAGCAACUUACAGCACAUCAAUUUUACCAGAAAUAAACUGACGGUAUUGUCUAGGAAACAUUUUCGUCACCUUGACUUGUCUGAGCUGAUCCUGGUGGGCAACCCAUUUACAUGCUCCUGCGACAUUAUGUGGAUUAAGACUCUUCAGGAGACUAAACCCAGUCCAGAAACUCAGGACUUGUACUGCCUCGAUGAAAACAGCAAGAAUAUUUCCCUGGCAAACCUGCAGAUAUCCCAUUGUGGUUUGCCAUCAGCAAAUUUGGCUGCACCUAACCUCACUGUGGAGGAGGGAAAGUCUAUCACAUUAACUUGUAGCGUUGCAGGCGAUCCAGUUCCGAAUUUGUACUGGGAUGUUGGUAAUCUGGUUUCCAAGCAUAUGAAUGAAACAAGCCACACACAGGGCUCCUUAAGGAUAACUAACAUUUCAUCUGAUGACAGUGGAAAGCAAAUUUCUUGUGUGGCAGAAAAUCUUGUAGGAGAAGAUCAAGAUUCUGUCAACCUCACUGUACAUUUUGCUCCAACUAUCACAUUUCUCGAAUCUCCAACCUCAGACCACCACUGGUGCAUUCCAUUCACUGUGAAAGGCAACCCCAAACCAGCGCUUCAGUGGUUCUAUAAUGGGGCAAUUUUGAAUGAAUCCAAAUACAUCUGUACUAAAAUCCAUGUUACCAAUCACACGGAGUACCACGGCUGCCUCCAGCUGGAUAAUCCCACUCACAUGAAUAAUGGGGACUACAAGUUAGUAGCCAAGAAUGAGUAUGGGAAGGAUGAGAAACAGAUUUCUGCUCACUUCAUGGGCUGGCCUGGAAUCGAUGAUGGUGCAAACCCAAAUUAUCCUGAUGUAAUUUAUGAAGAUUAUGGGACUGCGGCAAAUGACAUUGGGGACACCACGAACAGAAGUAAUGAAAUCCCUUCCACAGAUGUUGCUGACAAAAGCGGUCGGGAACAUCUCUCGGUCUAUGCUGUGGUGGUAAUUGCAUCUGUAGUAGGAUUUUGUCUGCUGGUAAUGCUGUUUCUGCUGAAGUUGGCAAGACACUCCAAGUUUGGCAUGAAAGAUUUCUCAUGGUUUGGAUUUGGGAAAGUAAAAUCAAGACAAGGUGUUGGCCCAGCCUCAGUUAUCAGCAAUGAUGAUGACUCUGCCAGCCCACUCCAUCACAUCUCCAAUGGGAGUAACACUCCGUCGUCUUCAGAGGGUGGCCCUGAUGCUGUCAUUAUUGGAAUGACCAAGAUUCCUGUCAUUGAAAAUCCCCAGUACUUUGGCAUCACCAAUAGUCAGCUCAAGCCAGACACAUGGCCCAGAGGUUCCCCCAAGACCGCCUGAUAAUAAUUUGGUAUUUGGAGGCUCCUGUGUCACUGCAGGAACUAAAGGAGGCUAAAUCCAUGCCUGAUGGAGGAGAAGAGUUCUAUGGUUAUCUGCAAAUUCUGGCCAGAGAACAACUUGACGUCACUCCUUAGCUUCCAAAACCUAGCCAAGCAAGAAGUUGCCUUCCCAAGAGAAAGCAGUGUGCUCUAAUGACUAAAGUGCUAUGCCACUCUAACUAUAGACCCAUCUCCUCGAUCAAUCAGGAUGGCAAGAUGGAGCUGAGGAGCUCAGCAACAUCAAGGCUGGAGUUGGUCUUUAAUUCAACUAGUCUGUGUAGACGUGUCUGAAAACCACAUCAUCUGUCCGCACGGGGUGUUUUCCCAGUAGGACUGACCAACCCGGCUCAAGGGCAGCUGUGCUGCUAUCCUCUCCUUGACUGCUAAGAACAUUUUUGACAGGGUACAAUGGAAACACACCUUCUGAGCUGGAAAAAAAAAGAAAGAAAGAAAGAAAGAAAAAGAAAGAAAGAAAAAGAAAGAAAGAAAGAAAGAGAAAAAAAACCACUCUAACCAGCAAAACCCCCGAAUCAUCAAUCUUGGGUUCUCUUGAAGGGUGGGAACGCGUUAUAGCUUCCCCUGCAGGAAAAGCAAAUGCCAUAGACUCAUUGUCAUCCCUAGAAUUGUGUCUUUCCUAGAGCAGCCUUGUAAAUUAGCUAGGGUCCUAGGCGGAGGGCCUAAAUUAAAUGAGAAUUGUCCUGAAAUACAUACUGUAUGUGUUUGUUCUUACAGCGCAUGCCCUCUGUGUAUAUCUAGGGCUAGUAACUCUGUGGCAGAUGCAGAUAAGGAAUUCUGACUUUUUUCCACUUUAAUUCCAUUUCCAAUGAAAUGGAUGUUUAUUGACUUCCUGCAGCGUGUGCCAUACUUCAAGUAUUAUCGUUCACGUGUGUAUAUAUGUUCGUGUGUGUGUUUUCCCAUUGGUUACAUGCUUAUUAGGCAACUAUGUAGAUAAGCACAGAUUCAUAGACCAGCUAAGACUAAGGAGAUUAAAUAUAAUAAAGGGAGGGAGUGUUUUAACAGUAGUUGAAAAGAUCACACAGGACACCCCUCUUGCGCCCCUUAACUGCCAUACCCACCCUGUCAUUGUGUUACCAACCAGGGGAGGGAAUGGAAGUGGUAUUUUUCACAGAACUGCAGAGGUUUUGAAAAUGUUUGUAACAUUACUUUGGGUACACAUGAGCAAAAAUUCUGAAUCAUAUCCAAGACCUCAGGAGCUCGUUAUAUCAAGGGAUGAGAGUUAUCAGAGGUUAUCUUUGAACUUCAGUGCAAUCUGUGCCCAUGGUCCCUUUUGAUGGUCCAUUUGAUGGAAGUAAAAACAGGCAGAAACAAUUGCUAUAGCACUUUCCUAGGUUCUUUGCCUACUAAUUUUGUCUUUCAAAAGUAUGUUUUCUUCGAAGUAUUUAAUUGGCCAAACAAUAACUGCUUUGGGAACUGUUUAUAUCCCUUUGAAGGCCAUGGCCUGCACUUUAAAAAUAACCUAAGUCUGUUUUGCCCAGCAUGAGUGUUAGGGGCGAGAGAACGCAGUUAUUUUAGGAUCCUUAGAAAUUGCUUCGUUUAUGGCACAGUGGGCUGACGACUCGUUUCAUGGGGGUCUUCAUGGCACGUUGCUCAGCCUCUGUAGGUCCCAGUGCAAUUCUGUCUCUUGAUACCAUAGUCCCCCAUUGCCAGCUAUAACAGCUUGAUACUAUAUUCUCCUUUCAACUCCAGAGGACAUGGUAAGAAGCUAUCAAAUAAUGCUGAAAAAAAAGCAACUUGAGUUCCCUCGAAGAAAGGAAACGAAUACAUGCUGCACAAUUACAUGUAAAACGUAAGCCAUGUUACAAACUCUAUUGAGAAGGAGAUUUGUUAGGAAACCAGUUUCAAGCACAUUUACAACUAAGUAAAAUAAGAGACAUCAUUCUAUUAGCAUUUGACCGCUGGGUGACAUUAUUUGUUAUCAAAAAAGAAAUAACCACCCAGUUACAGGGUACCUAGACCUCUUAGAGAAAACAGUCCACCUUACAUUUAAUGACUAAAAGGGAAAAACAAUUAUAGAUUUAGAUCAGGGAGACACUCACAAUGGUAUUCUGAUUUUACUUCCACAUUAUCGGCCAACCAAGAGGGAAUUAUGCACCCCUCACACAUCAGGCAGUUCAGUCCACUUUCACCAAAUCAUCAGUGAUGUGCUGGAAGCAUGCAGGCAGAUGCAGGAUGCUACUGCAUUUCUUCUGGGUAUUUCCCAACGCCCAGCCCAACUGGAGAGCGGAUACCAGCAUGAUGAAUUUAUCAAAUGCACCCCCAUUUUGGUAUCUGGUUGGUCACUCUUGCACGUGCCAGCAGAUUGGGGACCAGGACCAGCUCAGCAAACACAUAUGCAGAGGAACCUCUUAUGUUGCUAAGCAGCUCCUGCUACCCAGAUGCUUUGAACACUGAAUGCUCCCUGUCGUUAAGGAGAAAUGAAAGAACAGGAGUUUUUCUUGGAUGCGGUGCUCGCUCACAGUUCAAUUCUUCAUGGCAGCUAAUGUAACAGAGUGCAGGUUUUCUCCUUGUGAAGUUUUCUCUGCCUUUGCUAAUUCUGCCAGCCAGAGAGGGUAAGCCACCAUGGUUGGGAUCUUCUCAGAUUAGUCAUUAUGCCAGCUCUCCUUAUGAAGUGCAGCCAUGCUGCCUUUCAUUCACGAUGUUGUACUUGUUUAUUUGUUUGCUGUUUUUCUUGGUAGUCGUUACUUCUCUUGAAAGGCAUGUAAGAUGAAUUUGCUCCACACCAUGGACAGGAAAGAAUUGGAGAGAGAUCUACUUAGUUCAACCUGAUAACCAAGCACAAAGGCAGUCUUACUCCUUGAGCUCAGCCUCUAGGAGGAAAGCUGCUUCCUGAGAUGGAGACAGCAGCCCAAAAGGUUCCUGAGUCCACGCUGCCCUCUGUCUGAGCCGGCUCCCUCUGGCUGAGAAGAUGCUGUGUGUUUCUGAAUGCUUGGGCUCCCUCAGGGAGGGAAAAAUUAGAAGGCGGCAUUUGUGUCUCAAAGGAAAAGGACAUGUCAGUAUCACAGUGACCUCCCCUCCACCCGCAGGGCUGAGGAGGUUCUUAGGCUGCAAAACUUUCAGUUUUAAAACUGGGAUAGUCCUGGGCAAAUGAUAAUGGAUUGGUCACCCUAGUUGGUAUAGCUCUGAUGAUUUCUGCUACUAAGACAGAAUUAAGUCCUCCUUACCCAAAAUGCCUGCAGAUACCCUAAAAUGUGAUUCUUUAAAAUAAAUAAUAUAGGUUGUAGUUGGAAAUUUGGAAAACGUAAGAAACAAAGAUGAAAUAAAAACUCAUCUAUAAUUCCAACAGAGAUAAUUGUUGAUAAUAUACUUUGGAUAUCCAACUUCCUCAUCUUAUGAGUGUCCUUUUAACCUCCUGUGAUAUAAAGUCUAACCACUUGUACCCUGGCCUUUAUUUGUACUGGGCUUUGUUCAUAUUUCUAUAGUAAAGGCUUGUCUUGGGUGAAUUGUGUUGGAAGGUCCAUAGGAGGCUCGCUGGGUAUAUUAUUGUCAGUGUCAGAUUUUCUAUUUGCUUGGUGAUGCAUAGGGAUUAAGACAGAGCUGGGCUGGACUGGCCAUGGCAGGUCGGGUUUCAAGGGACCGUGAAUCCAGAGGAGCUUAGCUUUUGCAGGGUGAGUGUCACAGAGGAGACAAGCCUUGUGUUAUGGGCCAGGAGGACUCAGGGAGCAAAAGGGUCCCGGAUCUGCCAAGGCAGGCUGAGCACUCCAGUUUAGGGUCAGCUCUCUGGAUGACUCCAAAUGUAGUUGUCUGCUCCGCUGGAGCAGAUGAUCAGUUUUUGCCCCCAGUUCUUCACCCCAGCUGGGUAGCUCCUUUCAGAGAGCCAAGCGUGCUGGAUCUGAAAGGGCCAGUCUGGUUACAUCUGAUAUGAUUCUCACUAUUUAGAGAUGCCUUUUCUUCCACCCAGGAUUCCUCGGCUGUGCAAGGACCUCUGAUGAAUUGGAAUCUCCCCUUAAUCAUUCAGCCUCACCUAAACUUGAUGGAGUCAGUAGCCUAAUAUUCUCCAGUCUUCCCCUCAUGAAAUGCUUCCUCUUCUCAUGUCUCAGGCAUCAAGGCCCAAGCUGGGGUUCUGGCCAGGGAACUUCUAUCAAUAGUAUGACAUACAGCAGUAUUUCAGAGUUGGCAUUUUGCACAGUAAUAUUAAAGUUGAUAGGUUCUAAAAAUGAGUUCAGAACACAUAUUUUCCUAUGCUUUGUAAGAGAUUAGAUUUGUGCGACUUUGAACCAAAGGGGUUGGGAAGAAUUCUAGAAAGGAAACAAUAAUCUAAUGCCUAGUUUCUCUAUUAUGCUUAUCAAUUACUAUAUACGUUAUGAGUAUGGGUAGACAUCAACAUUCUUUUUACCCUGUUGCUAUUAUUUAGCACAUUUAUUUAACCAUGCCAUUGACCUUCUGGGUGCAUUAAAGUAGAACCCAGGUCAUUAUGAGAUAAUGAUGGCAUUUAGACUAAGUGCAAUAUUCCUAAUGUUCCAAUAAGUGGUUGAUAUAGAGGGGACAGGAUACCAUCCCACACUAUCUAAUUAUAUCAAAAGAGCUAGUCUCCAUAUUAUGGAAUGCUUUCCUUAGAGGAGAUUACAUGAUAUAUCUGCUUAUAAAAUAAGCAGAGGUGACACCACUGAGUAGCCAUCUCACAUGUUUUCCUGAAAGAAUGAUGGAUUUUCAGAUCUGUUUAUACUCUCAUACCCACUACCGAUCCCCACCCUUGCUCCUGAAAGGAGUUUGCUUUUACGAGUGAGUUGCUAAUGAACAGAGAGAAGCUAACUGGUUACCCAGGGACCUAGUCUUACUUUCUAUUAAUAGAGUACUCCGGCUAGCUGGACUAAUUGGCCUCACAUUGUCUCUAUCCUGGCUUUACUUCCUCUGACCCAUAAACAUCAAGUCCUUUUUUGCCCAUCUCAUUCUGUCAUCUUCCCUCCUUUUCUCUAUAUAUUAGGGUUCAGGAACCAUGAUGCUAAUGAUGACAUUUCAUCCAAGUUCCUAGUUCCAUUAAUGCCAUUUCCUGAUAUCCAGAGAAGCAGUUAUGAUUCUGUCUCACUGCUUAAGCCUUAUUUUGAGAGGACCAUUUUCUUCUUUUCCAAGUGCUGUUCACUUUUAGGAUAUUUCUCUCCCUCUUAAGAGCCUUAGUUUUGACUAACAUACCUUUGUGUACAUAUAAGGUUUUAGUUUUCCUUGAGCCCUACCUAGACCUUUAUCAACAUUGGUUUUGGAAGAGGAAAACUCUCAUUUUCUUAGUAACAUUUUGAUGAUGGGGAGCUCUGCCUUAGAUUCCUGAACUCCUGAGCUUUGAGGAAGAAGACAACGGCCAAGUAGCAAAGGGAAUGACCUUAUCACUCACUUCCUGAGUCAUGCGUCUCCUCUGGGCUUGUGUAUACUCUCUGCUGUUUCCUGCACAUUGCAUCCCAAGUUUUAAAUUAAAGUGGAUCUUAGCCGGAAUGGGGUCUAAUGACUGAUGCAUGGGUACAGUCCUUGGUGUUAACAACCCAGGGCCUUCUUUUGUUCUUGUAGAAGAGAUCUGUGUUUUCGAGGGCCAAGCUUCUGCAUGGGGGCCAAGCUAUGGGAGGGGGUUGUGAGGUUGGGGGUGAAUCCAUAUGGUCUUCACACCUUCUGCCCACUUUUGGAAAGAGGGGGCUUGUGUGGAUUGGUAUGUAUGACAUUCCCCAAGCAGAUCCUUCUGCUAACGGGCACCCAGUGUGGGUGUUAGCGUGGUCCUCUCUCGGAGGUCUCCCUGCUUCCCCAUGACAAGCAAUGAACCCCUUACCGCUUGCUGGGCACCUGCCUGCUGCUUUGCCGUGCUGGUCUCAGCACGGCCUCUCCCUCUGAUGCUGCACCACGAUCUGCAGAGGUGGGAGACGGAGGGGUCUCUGUUGACUGCUACGUGUUGCUUAACUUUAUUUCCCUCUCUUAUGUUUGAAGAGAGUGGACCUGAAACAUGACCUGCAUUCUUUUACUAUGUUCAGAACCUCCAGGGCUUGUCCACACAUAUGUAUAAAUGAUAAUAGAGCUUGGAAAUCUUUAUUAUACAGACACACUGAUGGAAAUGAGAUCUGUUGUAUUGGAAUUUGUGAUGUAGUUGAUCAGUCAGAACCAAACUCGUACACCAAUAAAGACAAGAGUGUCAGAUUAAUGGUCUCCAUUGCCUACUUUUUAUCACCUACUAAUAAUUAUUUUUACAUAAACUUGAGAAUAUAAUUCAGUGUUGGGAUUCCUAAAGGCACUACAGACAGCCUCCUAGAAGUUGUCCCGCUGAUUCCCAUUUAGCUCCCAAGCAGCCCCCUCUGCACCCAGCAGGGCCAGGAUUAGGGUAAUGUGGGGAGGCCCUCAAUUAAAGUGCAGAAUUUAAAGGGGCACCAACAAACUCAGCCAUCAAGGUAAAUCAUAUUUCAGUGCAAUAUUUUAAAAGCCAAAAAUUAAUGAAAGAAAUCUAUGAAGAAAAUUUAAAAAUUUUUAAUUAAGACAGGAUUGAGAGGGUGGGGAUUAGGGUGAGGUGAGUGCUACAAAUUCAAGGUCAAAUACUGUCGUUAUUUGAAAUUUCAAGUUUUUUUCUUCAUAGAUGUUUUUGUUAAAUUUUAUUUUUUUAAUAUUACAUUAAAACAUUAUUCAUAAUGUUUUGAUAUUUUAUAUUAACUAUAAAUGGAAUAUAAUCUUUAAAAAUUGUGAGUCAUAUAUUGUACACCUGAAACAUAUGAUAUUGUACAUCAACUAUACCUCAAUAAAAAAAUAAUUUAAACAAAGGGAAAAAAUAAAACAUUAUUCAUGUCGAUUACUGAAUUUGUGGUGCUCCCUUAAAUUUUGUGCACAAGGCAAGAAUCUCACUCCCCUCACCCUAGCUUGGCCCUGGACUCAGGCUCCUUUUGGCCAGGAUCUUGUGUAAACCUCUGGCCUUUGCAAAGCUCUGUUUUGUAUACAUUAGCUGCUGGGUUGAUUAGCUUUCGGUCUUCUCUCUUUUCCUGCAUUCCUGGCCUAAUUGUCCUUCCUCCCUCCAUCCCAUCUGCCCCUGGAGAUACAUUUCUCUGACUCCCUUUUGCUCAGCCAGCCUCAGCAUCCCUGGCACUAACCAUCCUGUGCUAUCUGCUGAAAUAUCUGCAUAGAUGGGCACUCUCAUCUUCUGAUGGCCUUUUUUCUGUAUGUGACUCUCCAGAGUGAGGAAAUGAAUCAAGACUGCCACAAAAAAAAGAAAAAAAAAAAAAAGAAAAGAAAGAAGACAAGAAAGAAAGACAAGAAAAGAGAGAGCAAGAGAGAUUCUUUUAAAAAGGCAGAAAGGAUAGGAGGGUCCAGGGAUCUUCUUAGCAAAUUUGAGAAUUAAUCUAGGGAAAAAUUGGAUAAAAUUUUUAAAUAUAAGUGAAAUUUAAAAAUAUAUUAGAUAUUGCUUCAUUUCCCCACAUUUGGAGUUGUAGUGUUAGAUUUGCUAAGUUAGAGAUAUAUACUCUUUGAGAUUUAAAAUACUCCAUUUUCACUUAGCCUAUUCCUUAAUGUCAUGAGCCCCUUUUGUAAUGUGUGCAUUUUUGAUUAUUUUAAACAACCAAUACCAAAUGCCUUUUAUGUGCCAGGCCUUAUGAGUUGCAUUUUCACAUUAAAAAAAAAAAAAAAGAGGAAGCCCUGUCAGCACUGCAGGAUAGAUAUUAUUACUCUGUUUUAUAGAUGAGAAAACUAAGGCUCGGAGAGCUUGAGAGGAAAAAUAAUGAACCCAAAUUACAGCCCCAAUGUGGGGGAGUUUCUGUUCAGUCCCCAGUCGGCCUCCCUGAAGUCUGGGGCUCUUUCCAGCUGAGUGCGCUGCUGAUCUUUUCCAAAAAUAGCAUGGAGCAAUUUUGAAACUCUGCAAGAGGAAUUGUAAUGUUGGUGUUGUACCUUUCAUGUGGGCUUAUCAAGGUAGGCUGAGGGUAUUAACCUUCAAACAUGCAGCCAGGGUCGUGCCAGACAGCGGGGAGUGGGUUUAUUGCUGGGGAGAAAGGAGCCAGUAGUAGGCUGACCCCGGGCCCAGUCUCUAAUGUAAGGGUUGACACAGGGGUCACUAGGGAGGUCUUCUCAAUGGAGUCGUUACCAGAAGUACUAAAUAAUCAUGAAUAAUAAACUCUUAUUUUUAUUUUUUCUGGUUAAAAUCAUGUAAAAUCCCUCUUCCCCCACCCCAACCCACUCUAAAAUGUUGGCCUUUUUUGUUUUAUUUCAGAAAACCCUAGGAAAAGAAUCCUAUAUCAUAGAUCUCUGACUCUUUCUUGGUCACCUUCACUCCUCUGAGAUAAGCACAUCACUUUUCCUAGGUGAACUUGAUGUCUAUCUCUCCAAAGACAGAGUUCAAAGAGUACCAAGAGUUUUAGGAGUCAGGUGAAGUGCACACAUUUACUGAGGUUUGUAAACCAGUGUUGCGAGGGUUAAAGCACCCACAGCAUCUGCCUGGGUCACCCUGUUCCAGGGAGACCAAGAGGACACAGGCUAAUACUGCCUUCUCGAUAACCAUUCUACAGACAACCAAUUUCAAUGCCAGCCAUGUGUGAACAUCUUGUAGGACAGACAAGUCACUUUUCUGGCUUACCCUCUAUGACUCAUUGUUUUCAUUUUCCAUGCAAAGGUCCAUGUUUCCAAAUUGCCUACUCGAAAGGGGUCAAGAUUCUCAUAGAUAUUUAGCCUUUAAGGAGUCUUUUUAAAAAACAGGAAUCACCUUUGGUACGUGGCAUUUCUUCCAUGGGAAGAGCAUACAUCAGGAGCUUCAUAAGGUCAGGGAGCUGAUAUUCUAAGGUAUCUACUUUGUCACAGGGGCACGUACACCCACAGAUUUGUAAGUGUGACUUCAUGGUAAUCUUGUAAGUAAAGUAACACGUGCUCCCCCAAAACAUCACAUAGCAGUGCCUCACUGCACAUGACGAGUGCAGAUGAAUUACAAAUGGGGAGGUUAGCCAAAAUGAAUAAAUUCUUUUCUGACCCAAUGUUUUACUCUCUUAAUUAUCUUAAUGACUUAGAAAAGACCAGAGUUCGGGGUAUGAAUUAUUCAGUUGCCGUUCAAAGGCCAUCAUAACAAAUAAGGUUACAAUCAAACUAUUGUUUGUUGGAGACUUCUAGGCCCCCUAGACACCCAUGCCUGUAACAGUACAAAGCUGUAAAGCUUGGGCAGCCCUUUAGUGUUUGUUAAGAUGCAGCCCGAGAGCGGCUUGGAGAGACUACAGAGGAUCAGACUUCACACAAGCAGAGUUGAAAUAUUUCCAAAGAGAAUUUGAUGAGUCUUUUGCUUACCCUGGAAUAAGUAUUGUGUGUGUUUUGCUUGUACCUACCAUUUGCCAAUAUGGAAAAGUUUCCUAAUGAAAUGAAAUCAAACAAAUCUCUGACUAAUGAUACUGUGUGAAAUCUUUAACAAAGAAACUCCCGGAUAGGGCGGCAUAGAGGGGAUGAGGAUGAAAGUUCAGAUUUGGUUCAGCCUGUAUAAUCAUAUGUCUUUGUCGGAUGAUGAAUGUGUAUAAUCAGGAAGUCACGUCUUACCCGGGAAUUGAGUGGCAGUAGUCAUCGAAUGAUAUUGAAAAUCGCAGAUGGAAAGACUUAUUGACAAUUGUGUAAGUUUCUAACCACAGACUGUUCAAUGGACAAACAAGUGCUUUGGCAUCUCCAGCUCUUAGAACGGUACCCAGGACAUUGCAUAAUUAACAUGUGGUGAAUAACUGAAGGAACACGUGAAUGGAUAAGUGUAUUUGCUGUGCUUGUAACUGUACUGUAGCUUUGGGAGAAAAAUACGUCUCUACUUCACCAGGCAUCUGACAUGGCUAAUAAGUUAAAUUCUCCUCUGAUUCUGUUAGGAGCAGAAGUUAGGCAACCUUUCCAUUUGAAUUGCUGAAUUUGGUUACCCUCUCUGGUCUGCUCUUAGAGCUCUUAGAGGUCUCUAAACAUGGAAAUAUUUAACUCAUGAUGGGUUAAGGCAUACGAAUUGUGAUUUGGAAGGUAUGGUAGCACAGGGGUUUAAAAGGCAUUUAGGGGAUAAUCUUGUCAUUCUAAGUAUAACUGCAAUGUCUCCAUGAGAAAAUGACUCCCAUUUCUAAAUAAUCAACGUGGAAAUGGACUUUGGUAACUAGAUUCAUUUAUGACUUGAGGAGUCCCUACGUAUGAACAAUAUACCUGACACAAUAGGUAAAUAAAUAUAUUUUCACAAACACUUUUUAUAAAGUUACCAAAAUUUGAGAAUUCCUAAACUCCCCAAUUUGAAGAGGAAAGUCAGUAGGAAUUUGGCAAAUUUUGCAAUCCAUUUAAUACACAAAAUGUCAAGGUGCGCAAAUGGGGUCAGAUUAGACUCAGUGCUUCUGAUGAUUCUGUAUCAAGACAAUUAGAAACUACGAUUACUUCAAAAGUUUACUUAAGAAAGUCAAGUUCGCUAACUCAGUUAAUUUUCUUCAGAGAAAAUAUGCUACUAGAAUGCAAAGUGAUAAGAAUGCUAACUGUGGUAUAACUUAGUAUUCAUAGUAUAAGAAAUUAUUCGGAUAUUAUUUCAUUCCCGCCCGCAAGUUCUUAAGUUUCAUUCGGAAUUUCAUCUUAUGUGAUUUGAUCUGUACCAAAUAAUGUGAGAAGAGAUAAUGGGAUUUAAGGAGAGGAAUGAUUGAAUCACCAUGUCCCAAUAAAAAGUGUUCAAAUUGGAUUUCACUACAUAAUGAAUUCUGCUUCAACUUACUUUGACAUAAAUAAGAUUGGGUAAGGGAAACCAGAGUAAAUCAAAUAAAUUAAUAAAAGCUAUCAGAGCUGCUUCACAUUUGUCCCCCAGACAGUGUCUGCUUAUUUGUAUAAUAAAACCUGCUCUCAUAAAUUAAAACCUAGGCAUGCCACUUGGUUGAAAGCAAAAAUUUAAGGAAAAGUUAGCACAUUUUUGGGGCCUGAUUAAGGUGCCUUCUGGUUUCAUCAAUAUCAAUAGUCCCUUUGAAAACUGAAACCUGAAACCCAGAAGAACAAGGUUCAACUUUCAACUAGAAUUUUUUUACAAAAUAAGAUUGGAGAUACAGGCAUGCAUGCAAUAUUGAUGAUUAGCUGUCCUUCAUAUUUUCUUAAUUACACACAUUUACUGAACACGAAGAAAUUUUUUCAUUUUGUCUAGAUGGAGGCCGUGUCUCUAUCAGCAUAAUAUAUCACGGUAUUUGUGAGUCUCGUGCAAAAUUGAAUUUGCAUCUCUCCUGCCACUCACGGGGAGUUCAUUAUCUUACAGUACAACCACUGGGGAAAAUGCAAUUUCCAGUGUUUAAUAAAACUGUGGUCUCUUCACAAGGCUUAUGAUGCUUGAGCAAUUUGUUAGUCACAAUUGAUCACAGAUGCUUAACCCUAAUUAUAUGGUGGAUAGUGCCAGUAAGGGCGAUUUUAAAUAUUUAUUUACUAUAUUUCAAUGCAAACAGGGUAUUUUGCAACUGCACUGUUAUUUGUAUUUCUCAGAGUUGAAGUGUCUUCUCAAAAUGUUAAACAUAAAAGAUAUGUCACAAAGCUAAACAUACAAUAUAUAAAAUAUGUGCUGGAUGUGGUUAAGAGGCAAGGAAACUGAUGGGAAAAGCCUCUACUCUUGCUUCCUAGUUUAGCCAUGGACAGUGGAAAGAAAUAGGGCAUUGACGGUCCUGAAAUGUGUCCCUUGGACUAACUAGUACUUUUUAACUCUCUGGGGUAGAGAUGAUCACUGCGGCCCCUUUAAGCUAGUCAGUUUGGAAAUCUGUGAUCUAAUUAAGCCUCACUGAUCAAAAAUUAUUAAGCAUUUAAAAUAUGACCUCACUAAUUGGAAAACUGAAAGGCCAGAAGCCUGUUUUCUGAUGAUCCCUUAAAAAUGAGGUUCAAGUGACAAAUCACUGAAAAAGAACUGAGUUGUAAGUAGUGGGGUCGAGCCCUCAAAACGGGAUCUUCAGCUAAUUAAACAGCUUUUUGAAGGAUGGCUAUCAUAUGUGCAUGAUUUCAGUGGCCCUAGAUCUUUAUAUUAAAGAUGCAAUUUAAAUUUGAACCACAUCUGGUGUUCUUUGUGCUGUAAUAAACCAAGUGUGUGAAAUUAA
Molecule: messenger RNA, 13876 nt
Organism: Globicephala melas (long-finned pilot whale)
Lineage: Eukaryota; Metazoa; Chordata; Mammalia; Artiodactyla; Delphinidae
Gene: NTRK2
Product: neurotrophic receptor tyrosine kinase 2
Biological process (GO): positive regulation of kinase activity; protein phosphorylation; positive regulation of neuron projection development
Cellular component (GO): dendritic spine; plasma membrane; postsynaptic density
Molecular function (GO): ATP binding; brain-derived neurotrophic factor binding; axon guidance receptor activity
Source: RefSeq, a predicted model, not a curated record